Molecule: messenger RNA, 787 nt
Organism: Leptosomus discolor (cuckoo roller)
Lineage: Eukaryota; Metazoa; Chordata; Aves; Leptosomiformes; Leptosomidae
Source: RefSeq, a predicted model, not a curated record
CAAGAAUUUGCACAGUUCUCCACCUGUCAUUUAUCUGAAGACUGAACAAAAGACAUGUCAGUUCCCUUGGCCUGGAUUCAGCAGUUUCUAUCUUUCGGAGCAAGAGCUAAGGAAGAAAUACCCCUAUGAAAUGGUUGUACUGCUUGCCAAUGAGUACUACAGCCAUUGUCAAGAUAUUUUACUCAUGGUGAGAAAGAAUGAGCUUGACAAGGUGGAAGACUGUAUCAUGUCAUUCUGGAGGUCUCUGCAGCCUGAAAGAAAAGCACUGAUGUCCUUGCCAGAUGUAUGCCAGCUGUUCAAAAGCUAUGAUAGGCAGCUAUUCAAGGAAAUGGAGAACAUCCUAUUUUAUGAUUUCCUGGAGGAAGUGCCUGUGCAACACAUGAAGUCAAUCAGAAUGUUCAGUAAAAAUGUUGGACAUUGGCUGCUUAAGGCUUUGGAAGAAUUUCCAUUACCACUCCAAACAUCCAAAUGUAAAGAAGUUACAGUGUUUAUAAAAAGACUCAGGAGAAAGACAGACCUUUCUAACAUGGCCAAGACAAUGAGAACAGUCUUGAACUGCAACAGCAAAGUCACUGUUCUGCGGUCAGACUUGCAUGCUGUCAUCAAUCAGGGAUUUCUGGAUGUGCCUGGAAUCCUCUUUCAAAUGAAGUUUAGGAAUCUGGAGGAGCUGCAGAAUGCCAUAGAACUCAAAUGUCUGAACGACUUAAUCUCUUCACUGGCAAUUUCCACAGAUAUUCGGGUCCUCCUGAACUGUGUGUCCUCAAAUCUUGAGACUUUUGUCAUUCAG